This is a messenger RNA of Phytophthora infestans T30-4, 444 nucleotides long. RefSeq lists its product as uncharacterized. Lineage: Eukaryota; Oomycota; Peronosporomycetes; Peronosporales; Peronosporaceae. The coding region runs from base 1 to 444 and encodes 147 amino acids. The record is from RefSeq and is a predicted model, not a curated record. The transcript is spliced from 6 exons.
AUGCUUCGUCAGGCGAUUCGUGACGGUACAUCGCUGGGAAAACAAGCGCAAGGAUACAAGGAUAAUGACCAGCUGGUUCCGGAUGGAGCUUCUCAAGCUCUACUUGUUGCAAUGAAAAUCCCUGACUGUGUGCUGGCACUGGACGUCCCAGACGACGAAGUGGUUAAGCGCCUCGCUGGUCGGCGGCUCGACCCUGAGCCUGGCAAAACAUAUCACAUGGAGUUUAAUCCCCAGCAAUUCUAUGCUCACAGUAACGCUUUGGUCGUGACCUUGGCUGGCUGCGCAACCGCUAGGCGCUGCCUGAUCCGCAACAACGCGACCAUUAUCUCGCUCUUCAGCUUGAAUGCCGUGUAUGAAAGUCGUUCUCCACUGUUGCUUAGAAAAGGACUGCCAGCUUUCGGUUCGUGCGUGGCGAUCCGUCAGGGACGACUAUUGCUCGAUUGA